Messenger RNA from Meloidogyne enterolobii, 1150 nucleotides. The record is from the annotation of a GenBank genome assembly. NCBI's taxonomy places the organism in Eukaryota, Metazoa, Nematoda, Chromadorea, Rhabditida, Meloidogynidae.
GGGGGGGGGGUGACAUAUCCAUAAAGUACCCGGGUACCCGACCCAUCUCUGCCUCAGAGAGUAGUAUUUUCAAGUUUGUGUUUUUCUUAUUAAAAAUUCCCCACAAUAAAUUAAGCCUUUUUGAGGAAGACAGAAACAGUUGUUUGUUUGUUACCCUAUUCUCGACCAAAUAUUAAAUCAAUGAAUGUUGGAAUAAACUUUAAAUAAAGUUGAGAUCUUCCCCUUUUAUUUAAUGUAAGGGAAAAAUAAAUUUCAAAAAUAAAUGUAUACCCCCCAAUAUUUUCGUCAUUGGAGACGUUCAUUAGCAACUACAACCCCUGAAGAUGACAAAAAAGAAUUUGGGGGUGAAGAAGAAAGAGAAGAUUCUUUAAAAAGUGAAGAUAACAAGACUGAUAGUUUUCUAAAAUCUUCAGAAAUUCAUCCAAAAAAUACAAGGGGAAAAGAUGAACAAAGCCUUAGAUUAGCCGGAUUGAGAAGAAAUUCUUUACUUUUGUUGUUUAUUUGGUUGGGGGUUGUUGCUACGUUGGCUUUAAUAUUGCUUAUUCUCAACAUUUCUCUCGUGCUUGUUUUACAAAUGUCCCCUCAAGGAAUGCGUUCUUUACGUAUUUAUUCUUUUACAAACCCAAAGACUGGUUAUUCUGAACCUGCCGUUCAUUUUUCUGCUGAACAAACUCAUUUGGGACAAGUUGUGGCAAAUAGUGGUAAAGUACUUGGACAGAGGGGAGUAAAUCUUGAGAUUCAUGGCUCUCGUGUGCUUAUUCAAACAGGGAAUGAGACUAAAACUGUUUUACAAGGAGGAGAAUGCAAGAUUGAAGGGGUUAAACAAUUCCAAAUUAGACAACCAGGGACAGAUAAAGUGCUGUUUAGUGCUCGCCACCCACUCGUUUCCAUCGACAGACGAAUCAAAAAAAUAUCUUCAGGACACAUUAUUACAAGUAAAUUGAGAUCUCCAAUAGAUGAAUCUAUUCACAUAACAGCUGAAGAUUUGGGGUUAAGAGGGAAUGAAAGGAUUCAAAUGGAGGCUAAAGCAAUUAAUUUUACAGCAAAGACAGGCAUUCGAUUUUCUACAACGGUGAGGAGGAAUAAAAUUAAUACACUCUGUUUCAAAAGUAUAACCCACUUUAAUUUUUUUACUUUUUUAGUUGCUUAA